UUUUCACUUUUGCUCUUCAGAGUUAAGAUAUUGCUCACUGUUAUAUUUCCUGCUCGAGCGCAUGAAUACGUGUUCCUGCAAUUCCAGGUUCUCCUUCUCCCCCUUCACCUGUUAUAUGGAUGAUAUUGCCGUGGACUCAAAGCUCUACCAAUAGGAAAUCGAUCACAUUCUCACUCGUGAAAUUGUCUGCCCAUUUGUCCUUUUCUUUUUGAGUCGACAUUUGAAUGAAUUUUCCACCUUAACGUGACUUCAAUGGUAGAAAAUGAUUAUCAAGAACAUUUUCAGGCGAUACGAGAGGUGGAACCCUGUGCACCCCACUCGUGGAGCCUUUUGGGGAAUCGGGCUGGGCCUCGGUUGCGGCAUUGGGUGGGGGCCCGGCUUCGGCCCGGAAGUCAUUGGCUAUGUUGGGGCUGGCUGUGGUUUAGGUUUCAAUGUCGGCAUCACAUUGCUGGGCAUUGGAAUUGGUCUUCCAGCCAAUUACCUUUUCACGGUCCCUCACAACGCUUUUAUGGUUACACGGAGAGGUGUAUUAGACAUUGCUCAAGCUGGGCUUGGCAACAGAAGUAUUGAAGGAGACGGAUGGGACAAAAGUAAUUGGCAAGUCUCUGAUUUACGAAAUAACCUACGUGCAUCGUUUUCAGGCUUCAAAAUUGAUGGUCUGAGAGAAAACAUGAGAGAUUUGCCUGAUGUGAGAACUAUGUUGAUCUCCAAUGUCGAGCAGAUUACAGGUUGUUUACAAAGAGCCGGCAGCAGCUUGUUCGCUAAGGAUAAAGUGGUUGCUAGUUUUGGUUCUGCCAAAGUGCUUAGAAUCAGUUAUGAUCUUGGCUCAUACUUUAGCAACUAUAUGAAAAGUUGAGCAGACGACCAUUGAAGGCUGACAUGCUCCAUGACUAGGAUGUCUUUGCAUGUUGCGUCAGGAUUUGAAUCCUGAAAUCGUUAAUGAAAAGGUUGUACCCAAUAGUGCUGCAAUUACACGAGAAAAAUACAUUCCAUAUGUUUUGCCCAUUUUGAUGCUACAAUAUUUUUAUGUUACCUUUUUUUUCUUUUUUUUUUUUCCUCUCAUUUUUGCCUCUUGAAUUGACAUAACACUUCUGACUUUGAGCCGAUUUCUGUAACAUUUGAGAUCACAACUACAAUCUAUUAAUGGUCAAUUGAAAAUAUGAUGUUUCUGUG
This is a messenger RNA of Striga asiatica, 1173 nucleotides long. NCBI's taxonomy places the organism in Eukaryota, Viridiplantae, Streptophyta, Magnoliopsida, Lamiales, Orobanchaceae. The record is from the annotation of a GenBank genome assembly.